AUGAUGAAUAUACUUUCUAUCAUAAUAUUCUUCUUGUUCUCUCAAUUAUCAACCGCAAUUGAUAGUAUCAGCCAAUUUCAAUCUCUUGAUGAUGGCAAGACCUUAGUUUCUAAUGAUGGAACUUUUGAGUUAGGAUUUUUCAGAGCAGGUAAUUCCACAAACCGCUAUGUGGGAAUAUGGUACAAAAACAUUCCAUCUAGAAGAAUAGUAUGGGUUGCAAACCGUGAUAAUCCAAUCAAAGACAACAAUUCCAACUCAACCAUGUUGAUCAUAAACAAAGAAGGAAACCUCGUACUUCUUACCAACAACAAUCAAACUCUUGUUUGGUCAACAAACAUCACAACACAAUCUUUGUCUUCUACAAGUUCUCAUGUGGCUCAACUAUUAGAUAAUGGAAACUUUGUAAUCAAAGACAAAGAUAGGUUUCUAUGGCAAGGUUUUGAUUUUCCUUGUGAUACUUUGUUGCCGGAUAUGAAGCUUGGUUGGAACCUAAAAACCGGUCUCAAUCGUCGAUUAACUUCGUGGAAAAAUUGGGAUGAUCCGUCUUCUGGUGACUUAACUUGGGGUAUUGUCCUUAGUAGUAAUCCGGAAAUCUUAUUGAAAAAAGAUACAACUGAGUUUCAUCGGAGCGGUCCUUGGAAUGGAGUUGGAUUUAGUGGAGCGCCUGCGGUGAGUGUUACUCGAAUUGUUGAUACAAAAUUUGUGAACAAUUCAAAUGAAGUUUAUUAUACAUACACUCUUGUGAACAAGAGUGAGGUUUCGAUAACUUAUUUGAAUCAAACACUUAACGUUCGCCAACGCGUUACAUGGCUUCCAAAAGAUAAUAUCUGGAGGGUUUACGAGUCUGUGCCAAGAGAUGAUUGUGAUGCCGAUAAUCCUUGUGGUUCUUAUGGAAAAUGUAGUCCUAACGAUACACCUAUUUGUCAGUGUUUAGACGGAUUUGAACCUAAAUCACUGCAAAAUUGGAACACGUUUAAUUGGACACAAGGAUGUGUACGUAAAAUUCACCCUGCAUUUGAAUGCAGGGUGGAUGAUGGUUUUGGAAGAUUUUCGGGAUUGAAAUUGCCGAAAACAACACAUACUUGGGUUGAUGGUAACAUGACAAUUGAGAAUUGUAAGAAAAAAUGUUUGGAAGAUUGUUCUUGUAUGGGUUAUUCAAAGUUGGAUGUUAGAGGAGAUGGUAGUGGUUGUUGUAUAUGGUUUGGUGAUCUUAUUGGUUUGAAACAAGUUUCAUCACUUCAACAAGAUCUAUAUGUUCGAAUGGAUGCUUCCAUUGUAGAUUCAAAUGGAGAAGUUUCUGGUGGGAAUAAGAAAAGUCAUACUUUGACAAUUGCAAUCACUAUUCCAUUGGUCAUUGUUUUCCUACUUGUGAUCAUAAUCUUCUACCUUUACAAGAGAAAAAGAAAGCAGAGAGAAAACAUCAUUUUAACAAAAAAGAAAGAGGAAGAAGAACAAGAUUUUGAGCUUCCUUUCUUCAAUCUUUCUACAAUGAUUGAUGCCACCAAUGACUUCUCAAAUGAUAACAAACUUGGAGAAGGUGGUUUUGGACCAGUAUAUAAGGGUUUACUUGCCCUAGAAAGACAAGAGAUUGCUGUCAAAAGGCUUUCGGGAAGCUCUAUACAAGGAACAAAAGAAUUUAAAAAUGAAGUUAUAUUAUGUUCGAAACUUCAACAUCGAAAUCUUGUAAAAGUUCUUGGUUGUUGUAUUCAAGAAGAAGAGAGGAUGCUUAUUUAUGAAUAUAUGGCCAAUAGAAGUUUAGAUUUAUUUAUUUUUGAUCCAACUCAAAAGAAACUUUUAGACUGGCCAAAGCGCUUUAACAUCAUAUGUGGAAUCGCUCGUGGACUUCUUUAUCUUCAUCAAGAUUCUAGAUUGAGAAUCAUACAUCGAGACCUAAAACCGAGUAAUAUUUUGUUGGACAGUGAUAUGAACCCGAAAAUUUCAGAUUUUGGUUUGGCAAAAAUUUGUGGGGAUGAUCAAGUUGGAGGGAAUACAAAUAGAGUAGUUGGAACACACGGUUACAUGGCUCCUGAAUAUGCUAUCGAUGGAUUAUUCUCCAUAAAAUCAGAUGUAUUUAGCUUUGGAAUACUACUGCUAGAGAUUGUAAGCGGAAAGAAAAAUAAAGGACUUACGUAUCCGAACAACAAUCACAAUCUUGUCGGACAUGCUUGGAGGCUGUGGAAUGAGGGGAUCUCAAAAGAAUUGAUUGAUGAUUGUUUUGGAGAGUCUUUUAUUCUAUCUGAAGCUUUACGUUGCAUACAAGUUGGUCUUUUAUGUCUGCAACGUCAUCCACAUAAUAGACCUAAUAUGGCAUCAGUGCAUGCAAUGUUGAGAAAUGAAACUGUUUUAGCUCAACCAAUGGAACCUGGCUUCAUAAUAGAAAGGGUCUCUACUGAGGAGAAUUCUACAACUGAAAAUUUAAUUUCUUCCUCAGUCAAUGAAGUCACCAUUUCCUUAUUGGAUGUUAGAUGA
This is a messenger RNA of Lathyrus sativus (Indian pea), 2469 nucleotides long. Lineage: Eukaryota; Viridiplantae; Streptophyta; Magnoliopsida; Fabales; Fabaceae. The record is from the annotation of a GenBank genome assembly.